Molecule: messenger RNA, 2517 nt
Organism: Blastomyces dermatitidis ER-3
Lineage: Eukaryota; Fungi; Ascomycota; Eurotiomycetes; Onygenales; Ajellomycetaceae
Product: ATP synthase subunit beta, mitochondrial
Exons: 8
Coding region: 257-1825 (522 amino acids)
Biological process (GO): proton motive force-driven mitochondrial ATP synthesis; proton transmembrane transport
Molecular function (GO): proton-transporting ATP synthase activity, rotational mechanism; ATP binding; ATP hydrolysis activity
Source: RefSeq, a predicted model, not a curated record
GCGACUUGCGACUUGCUGCCACCCCAGGCCGCCAGGUGGUAUUAGAUACCUGUCAAUACGCAUACGGGCACCCGGCCCCAUCCGACGCCUAACCCUUUUGCGUGCAUUCCGCGCUUAGCCCUUUUCAGAAUCUUCCACACCAAACGAAACGGGGAACAACUUCUUCCAACCUUCAUUCAACCUCUGCCUUUCCUCCUCGCUUUUCUCCCGCCCAUUCCUCCUCGCCCUCCACUCCUCCCCAUCCACCACUUCCAUCAUGUUCAAGAGCGGUGUUGCCCGGACCUUCGCCAGGUCUGCUGCCUUCGCGCGGCCUUCCACCUCCCUCCCAACCUCCAGACUCGCACAACCCUUCAAGAACCCGGCCCUGCGCUCCCUGGCGGCUAGAUAUGCGUCCACCAGCGCCGCUCAGCCUGGCAAGAUCCAUCAGGUCAUUGGUGCCGUUGUCGACGUAAAAUUCGAUGGUGAACAACUUCCUUCCAUUCUCAAUGCUUUGGAGACUACCAAUGGCGGCCAAAAGCUCGUCCUCGAGGUUGCGCAACAUUUGGGUGAAAAUGUUGUCCGAACAAUUGCUAUGGACGGUACCGAGGGUCUCGUCCGUGGUGCCACUGUCACCGAUACUGGUGCUCCCAUUAUGAUUCCCGUCGGCCCGGGCACCCUUGGCCGUAUCAUGAACGUCACUGGUGAUCCCAUUGACGAGAGAGGACCCAUCAAGGGCACCAAGAUGGCCCCCAUUCACGCUGAAGCCCCAGCCUACGUUGAGCAGGCCACCUCCGCUGAGAUUCUCGUCACCGGUAUUAAGGUCGUCGAUCUCCUCGCUCCUUACGCUCGUGGUGGAAAGAUUGGUCUCUUCGGAGGUGCCGGUGUCGGAAAGACUGUCUUCAUUCAGGAGUUGAUUAACAACAUUGCCAAAGCCCACGGUGGUUACUCCGUUUUCACUGGUGUCGGCGAGCGGACCCGUGAAGGAAACGAUUUGUACCACGAGAUGCAGGAAACCCGUGUUAUCCAGCUCGAUGGCGAGUCCAAGGUCGCACUCGUCUUCGGUCAGAUGAACGAGCCCCCCGGAGCCCGUGCCCGUGUUGCCCUCACUGGCCUGACCAUUGCUGAAUAUUUCCGUGACGAGGAAGGUCAAGACGUGCUUCUCUUUAUCGACAACAUUUUCCGCUUCACCCAGGCCGGUUCCGAAGUGUCCGCCCUGCUUGGUCGUAUUCCCUCCGCCGUCGGUUACCAACCCACUCUCGCCGUCGACAUGGGUGGUAUGCAGGAACGUAUCACAACCACCACCAAGGGCUCCAUUACCUCCGUGCAAGCCGUCUACGUGCCCGCUGACGACUUGACUGACCCUGCCCCUGCCACCACCUUCGCCCAUCUUGACGCCACCACUGUCUUGUCCCGUGGCAUUUCCGAACUGGGUAUCUACCCAGCCGUCGACCCUCUCGACUCCAAGUCCCGCAUGUUGGACCCACGUAUCGUCGGUGAUGAGCACUACGCCGUCGCCACCCGCGUGCAGCAGAUGUUGCAGGAGUACAAGUCGCUGCAGGACAUCAUUGCCAUUCUUGGUAUGGACGAGUUGUCUGAGGCUGACAAGCUGACUGUCGAGCGUGCCCGUAAGCUGCAGAGAUUCCUCUCGCAGCCAUUCACUGUCGCCCAGGUGUUCACGGGUAUUGAGGGUGCCCUUGUUGACCUGAAGGAUACCAUCCGUUCGUUCAAAGCUAUCAUCAACGGAGAGGGUGAUGACCUUCCUGAGGCCGCCUUCUACAUGGUUGGUGACUUUGAGUCCGCGCGCGCGAAGGGAGAGAAGAUCCUGGCUGAGCUUGAGAAAUCAUAGAUUUGUGUAUUGUGAUGUGAUAUAAUAUUUAAAAUUUUUUCUUGUCUUUUCUUUUCUUUUCCCAUCCUCCUACUUCCGCUUCCUGCUUUUUCUAGCUUCUGGUAAAUUUUUUUGUUCUCACUUUUGUUUCUAUUUUUUUUAGAUGUGUGUGCGUGUGUAGAUUAGGAAAAGAAAAGAAACCAAAAGGAAAAAGUGGAUAAAAGAAAAAGAGAUGAAGCAGAGAGCAUCAUCAUCCAUCCUCUUUGUCAUAAUGACAAUGUCAAACAUUAAAACUUUGCGAGUACAUGUCAACUCAAUAUUUUGAUAUUUUUUUCCAUCUUUCUUUUUUGUCCUUUUCUGUUUCUCAAUAUUUUCGCUCUCAUCUCAUUUCUGAGCUGACUACCUCCUUUGUUUUUUUCUACUUUUCCUUUGCAUGUAUAUACCUCUGUGUCUUGUGAGGCUACUGAAAGGUUUUUUUUCUUUUUUUUUUUUUUUCCAUAUCAUAAAAAUGUUUGUGUGGACCACAAUAAGGAAUUGAGGAGAAAGAGAGAUGAAUAAGAGAGAGAAAUAUAUUCAAAAUGAUUGAGAGAAGAGUUAUUAGAUGAUGAGGCGAAGAAGAGAAGAAAAAAGAAUGUGAUAAUAUUUAAUAUUAAAGUGUAAUCAUUCUUGUGAACUUUUUUCUUUCUUUCCUUUCCCUUUUUAGAAGUGUGUAC